Magnolia sinica is the source of this 2632-nucleotide messenger RNA. Its product is annotated as putative receptor-like protein kinase At3g47110. The record is from RefSeq and is a predicted model, not a curated record. Bases 1 to 2601 code for a protein of 866 amino acids. NCBI's taxonomy places the organism in Eukaryota, Viridiplantae, Streptophyta, Magnoliopsida, Magnoliales, Magnoliaceae. The transcript has 3 exons. Gene Ontology annotation, molecular function: protein kinase activity; receptor serine/threonine kinase binding; ATP binding. Gene Ontology annotation, biological process: protein phosphorylation.
AUGGCGCCAAAAAUGUUGAUGAGUAAAUCUGAAUGGCUCUCCACUUUGACCCACGAACUCCGAACUGCUUCGACAUCUCGAACCUGCACACUUGCAACGAGCAAAGGAGACUCUGGUCUAAGUUUUAUUCCUCCCCAAGUAGGCAAUCUCACCUACCUCACGGUAAUUACCCUCAGAGACAACAGCUUCCGCAGCGAAAUUCCACAAGAAAUAGGACGCCUUUUCCGUCUCCGGCGUCUCAAUCUCCGCUCCAAUUCAUUUGGAGGAGAAAUCCCAUCCAAUCUCACCUACUGCUCAAACCUCCGAGUCCUCGAUUUUUCAUUCAAUGAGCUAGUAGGUGAGAUUCCCAUCGAGCUUAGCUCUUUAUCGAAUCUCGAUGGGUUAUCUCUCUUUAACAACCAUCUCGUUGGAAGCAUACCACCUUCUCUAGCAAACCUUUCGUCCCUCACUCAGCUUUCUUUAGGAAGAAAUUACUUACAGGGAAGCAUCCCAGGCGAUUUGGGCCGCAUCCCGAAUUUAAUAGCGCUCCAGGUAUCUCAAAAUAAUCUGUCCGGCACAAUCCCUUUCUCUAUUUACAAUCUCUCGACGCUACUUCUAUUCUCAAUCACCGCGAAUCGGCUUCACGGCACGCUUCCUCCUGACUUAGGCAUACGUCUUCCUAAUCUCCAGUUGUUUUAUGUGUCGGCAAACCUGUUUACUGGUUCGAUUCCUGUUUCACUAGCCAAUGCUUCAGUUCUUGAAGAUCUCUAUUUCACCAACAACGAUUUCACUGGAGGGGUGCCUAUGAAUCUUGGGACUCUUCGAUAUCUUUAUAUACUCACCAUUGGUGGUAAUCGCCUAGGAACAGGGAAAGAAGAUGACUUGAAUUUCAUCAAUUCCCUGCCCAAUUGCAGCUACUUGGAACAAUUUGGAUUUCAUAACAAUAGUUUCAAAGGCAUGCUGCCUAAUUCCAUAGCCAAUCUAUCGACCCGGCUCCAUUGGCUAGCGAUGGGAUUCAACCACCUGUAUGGAAGGAUCCCUGAAGGAAUCGGGAAUCUCGUCAGCUUAACCCAAUUGAAUCUGGAUCAUAACAAUUUCACAGGUGACAUUCCUUUCAGUAUUGGGAAGCUUCAUAAGCUGCAAUUUUUAGACUUGUCAGGAAACAAAUUUUCUGGGCAAAUUCCGUCGUCCAUUGGCAACUUCACGGAACUGAAUGAAUUUUCCUUGCAAGAAAACAACCUAUCUGGUAACAUACCUUCGAGUUUAGGAAAUUGUCAAAAACUGAUAGUUUUGAACCUUUCCCAAAAUAACCUUAAUGGUACAAUACCCAAACAGCUUGUUAGCCUCACAUCUCUGUCAAUAUCUCUCAACUUGGGUAGAAACUCUUUGAUUGGGUCCUUACCCGUGGAAGUGGGUAGCUUGAAAAAUCUUCAAGAACUAGACGUUUCGGAGAACAAAUUUUCAGGCGAAAUUCCCGAAACGCUAAGCAGAUGCCAGAGCUUGGAACGCUUGCACAUGGAAGGUAACGCCUUUCAAGGGACCAUUCCCAAGUCUUUGAGGAUUUUGAGAGGCCUUGUAGAGUUGGAUUUCUCGCGGAAUAACUUGAUUGGACAAAUUCCAGAAUAUCUAGAGAGUUUUACUCUGCAGAAACUAAAUCUUUCUUUCAAUGAUUUUGAGGGCCAAGUGCCUAUCCAAGGGGUGUUUGAAAAUGCAAGUGGGAUUUCUGUGAUUGGAAACAGUAAACUCUGUGGUGGUAUCCCAAAACUAGGCCUUCCCAAAUGCCUUGUUCUGAGAUCCAAAUCGCGGAGGUCUUUAAGCCUGAAAAUAAUCAUACCCGUCAUUAUCGUUGCUCAUUUACACACUUCCUCCUCAGAAGACCGGUACAAGAACGUCUCUUAUGCGGAGCUUCUCAAAGUAACAGAUGGGUUCUCUUCACACAAUUUGACCGACGUGGGAAGUUAUGGUUUUGUUUAUAAAGGAUACUUUGUUUCAGAGGGCCAAAUUGUUGCAGUGAAAGUACUCAAUCUUCAAAGACAAGAAGCCUCGAGAAGCUUCCUCGCAGAAUGCGAGGCAUUGAGAAAUGUCCGGCAUCGAAAUCUCGUCAAGAUCUUAGCAUCCUGCUCAAGCAUUGAUUUUAAGGGCAACGAUUUCAAAGCACUAGCUUUCCAGUACAUGCCGAAUGGAAGUUUAGAGUGGUUGCAUCCAAAAAUCAACGAGGAACAUCGAUCAAGGACUUUGAACCUUAUUCAGAGGUUAAACAUAGCCAUUGAUGCAGCUUAUGCUCUGGAUUAUCUUCAUCACCAUUGUCAAACGCCCAUUGCUCACUGCGAUCUCAAACCAAGUAAUGUUCUACUUGAUAAUGACAUGGUGGCCCAUGUGAGUGAUUUUGGCAUCGCAAGGUUCCUUUAUGAGGCUGUCGAUGAUCGCUCCACAAAUAGAACUAACUCCAUUGCAGUAAAGGGAUCCAUUGGCUAUGUUCCCCCAGGUAACAACUCCUUCCAUCUUUCUUUCAUUCCUUUUCUUAGUGUUAUUUUAAAAAUUCUCAAUAAUUUCAUAUCGCUAGAUGCUAAGAUGAAGCUAAAAUCAGCAUUUUGUCUAUUACACACAAUAUGUAUGAGUUAGCUAUACAUUUUACUUAAAAAUGACAUUUAUG